CAUUCACGUUUCGUUCUCAUUCGAGUGCCGAUCGUGUGACAUGGCGAACGCGUGUUUACGGACUAGUGGGCUUUUUAUAUUGUUUCUUAUAACAAACACGCUCGCAACGCCAUGGUUAGCUAACGUUAAAGUGGCACAGAAUGCGUGCGACAAUACAAAAUGUGAUUACAACAUAACAGUGAGUGGUAAAGGUAGCUUAUGGUCGAUAACCUCGGCCGGUUGUCGCGAUGCGGUUUACACAGAUAAAGUGGGUGGUAGUGCUAGCGUGAGGCUCGACCGGUUGAAGAAAUGGUAUUUUUGUGCCUUAACCGAGGAUGGCAGCCAGUGGAUACCACAAGACUUCGUUUUGGUGGGCGGUGACGUCAUCUACAACGAACGCUCAUCAGAGAACGAGAUCGAAGACUCACCAUACGAUGAGCUGGAGGACUUGUACACCGACGAGGCCAAAAGUUUCUCGUACCACCGCGACCUGGCGGUCAACAGUUAUGGCGGCGAGGCCGACGAGGCCGCCGUCGAGACCUUCGCCUACGUCAACCCGGCCGACAGGCCUCGGCUCCCGCGGCAGGUUGCAGACAGUGCUGCAGACCAUCACCGUGAGAGAAGGCAAGCGGAUGCAGCCGCCAAUGCAGAAGUGACAGAGAAGUCAGAAGGAACAGAGAACCCAGAAGCCAGUGAGAAGGGCACAGAGAACAACACAAAUCUGGCACCUAGCAACAGCCCCGCUUUAAGCACGAACGGGAACGUCAGGCUCCGAGUUAUGGGUCUAAGAGUGGAGGCGACGGUGAAGGAACCCAAGCUGGUAGAUGAGAUGAUACCCUCAGUGCUGCGCGAGACUGACUUCGAGCUGCGACUGUUUGGAGAGGGCUUCACCAACGACACGGUCAUAGCGUUCACUCACGUGGCCGAGGACUAUGGGACUACUUGCCACUUCCGCCUGCCCUAUGGAGAGUUCAAGAUACAAGAGAUGCAAGAGGACUCCGCCCUCUUCAAGGUGACAGCACCGCCGCCUGAUCAAGGCUACCUCUUCUACAUCUGCGCCAAGAGUUCCCCUUCUGAAGACUUCAAACACCAGGGCCAGGAGAGGUGGAAGAUCCUAGCUACUCACAACAAGCUGCUGCCACUGUGGGCUUCCCUGAUCCUCAUCGUUAUACUUCUGAUGCUAGCUUCUCUGUUCUCUGGAUUGAACCUGGGACUGAUGGCCUUGGAUAGGACUGAACUGAAGAUUAUAGCCAAUACAGGAACAGAGAAAGAGAGGAAGUACGCGCGAGCCAUCAUGCCGGUCCGCGCUCACGGCAACUACCUCCUCUGCACCAUCCUCCUCAGCAACGUUGCCGUCAACAGCACCUUCACCGUCAUCUUGGACGACCUGACGUCGGGCCUGGUGGCCGUCAUCGGGUCGACGCUGGCCAUCGUGUUCAUAGCGGAGAUCACUCCCCAGGCGAUAUGCGCCCGGCACGGCUUGCUCAUUGGUGCCAAGAGUAUCUGGAUUAUGAAGAUCGUGAUGGGAAUAUGCGCGCCGCUGGCGUGGCCGACCAGCAAACUGUUGGACUACUUCCUCGGCGAGGAGAUCGGCACGCACUACAACAGGGAGAGGCUGAAGGAGCUCGUCAAGAUCACCAACCACGUGAACGACCUGGAGAAGGAGGAGGUGAACAUCAUCUCGGGAGCCCUGGACCUUCACAAGAAGACGGUGAAGGAUGUGAUGACCAAGCUGAAGGACUGUUACAUGCUGCCCAUCGACAGCGUGCUCGACUUCGAGACCAUGACGGAGAUCGUCAAGUCGGGCUACUCCCGCAUUCCCGUAUACGAGGGUCACCGCGGCAACAUCGUGACGGUGCUCUUCAUCAAGGACCUGGCCUUCGUGGACCCGGACGACAACACCCCCCUGCGUACCCUGUGCCAGUACUACCAGAACGCCGUCAACUUCGUCUUCGAGGACGUCACUCUGGAUGUCAUGCUUAAGCAGUUCAAGGAUGGCCACAAGGGGCACAUGGCGUUCGCGCAGCGCAUCGAGGAGGGUGACGGCGACCCCGUGUACGAGACCGUGGGGCUCAUCACACUGGAGGACGUCAUCGAGGAGAUGAUCCAGGCGGAGAUCGUGGACGAGAGUGACGUCAUCAGCGACAAUCGCACCAAGAAGCGGCUGAUGCGACCCAUGAACAAGUUACACGACAUCGCGGCGUUCGCGGGCCACCAGCACCAGCGCGUGCACGUCUCGCCGCAGCUCAUCCUCGCCACCUUCCAGUUCCUCAGCACCAGCGUGGACCCGUUCCGUUCGGACAUGAUAUCGGAGACGGUGCUGCGUCGUCUGCUCAAGCAGGACGUCAUCCAGCACAUCAAGGACCGCGCCGACAAGGACAAGAACGACCCCAAGAGAUACGUCUUCCAAGAGGGGAAACCGGUGGACUACUUCGUGCUUAUUCUGGAAGGUCGUGUGGAGGUGACGGUGGGGCGCGAGAACCUGGUCUUCGAAGCCGGACCCUUCACCUACUUCGGUGUGCAGGCGCUCACGCAGAAUGUUGGAUUAGCGGAGACGCCGGCGCCGUCGACCCUGGGCUCGCUGCAGAACCUGAACAUGGACUCCAUGCUGCGCCACACCUUCGUGCCGGACUACUCCGUCAGGGCCAUCGCUGAGGUGUACUACCUCACCAUCAAGAGGUCCAUGUAUCUGGCUGCCAAGCGCGCCACGCUGAUGGAGAAGGGGGUCCUCACCAAGGGGGGCACCAAUGAGCAGAUCGAGCCAGAGGUUGACAAGUUGCUCCGUGAAGGCGAUCGUCUGGACGACAUCAUAGAAAACCAGAUACAGAAGACUCCGCCCAAACAGCUUUUGCCUGUAUCUGCCAGCCCCAUAACAAACUCUACCUUCAAGUCGUACGACAAAGAUGAACCCAACUCGGAAGAAGAAAAGCUUCUGAACCCGUAACUACCAAAUUGGUAGAAAACAAUCAGGCAACACCGUCUGAUAAGCUACCAAUAUGACAAUUUUAAAAUUCAUAAUAUCAUGGAACAAAAUUGCUAGAAUUACAUAAUUAACGAAGGCCAUGGCCCAUUCUCUAUAGAUUGUUUGCCCCAGAAAAAGAAUUCAUGUUUCAAGAUUAAACUUUUAGUUUUGGAUUAUUUUUCUGUUUUGAUAACUUAAUAAAUUUUAUUUUUGACUUUACAUAGCGGGGUUAUUGCAUAUAUAGUAUCAUAACAUCUCACAUAACCUAAAUAAAUAGAAGGUAGAAAUUUGAAUUAUAUUAAAACCCUGCUAUUUCCUAGAUUUCUGUUUAUAUUAGAUAAAAUAAUAAAUGUAAGGUAAUUAUUAUAAAUUAUUAAAUUUUGAAUUAGAAAAUUAAAUAGUAAAUAAAUUAUUACAUUUACGAGUAUAUAAUUCUCUUUUUCCAUUUCAUCUGGGGCAAUUUUGGACCAUCUCCUUAGUAGAAAGCCGAAAGCCACACUAUCUGAAAUAAAAAACAAUAUCUAUACACACCAAAACAUCUUAACCGAUUUUUAUGAAAUUCGGUAUAGAGAUAAUUUGAACAGACCUACUUUUAAUAAAAAAAAAAGAAACCCAUGUUUUUUUAUUCAUGGUAAAUUAAAUUUUACGUGAAUUGAAUCGCGGGCUUUUGUUAAUAUAAAAUCCAUUAAUAUUAUGAAAUUGUCCAUGAUAUAUAAUAUUCUAGAUAUGUAUCUACCGAAUUAUAAAAGCCACUGUCCCAAAAAAAAAGCUACCAUUAUGACAAUUUUGCGGUGAAUGCUUAAUUUUAAAGUAGACAUUUCAGUUUUUUUUUUAAAUUUAAAAUAAGAUUUUAAAAAUCACUAUUACGUAAGUUUUCUUUAUAUUAAUAGUAUUUAAUAUGGCAUUUGCGUUAACAAUUAAAAUGAAUAGCUUUAGUUUAGUUUUUAGAUGAAACUGCAGUACUUACUUUGCGUUUUUUUUUUAAUUAUGUGAAAGUUAGCUUGCACUUUUUAUUGUAAUGUUCAGUAAUUAAAUAUGGCGGCAUUUUUUAGAAAUAUUGUAUCCAGGAAAACUGUAAAUCAUCACAACUAUUAUAAUUUUUUCGAUUCCAAACUAGUCAAUUGAAAACAAAAAUUGCUCCGUUUUUUAUACUUAUUUUUUAUUAUUAUUAAACAAGAACAAGAAUAAUCUGUAAUAUUAGUGAUUUUAUCCAAUUUUAGUAAACAUAUUUAUCAUUUUAGAGUUUAAACUAAAAUUUUAGUUUGGAUCGUGCCGCGGUGCAGGAACCGGCUCAUGACUAAGGGCCCCGUAUGGGUUCGAAACUAGUCGGGCAUACUUCGACCUAAUAUCACGUGAGUUUUAGCCGUGUUUCAUAAUCAAUUAAUAUUUAUCAUUUUUGAAACAAUUAAAUGUAUUUUUAUAGAUGCCUGCCUCAGCGACAUAUCUUGAAAUUAGAGUAAUAUUGUUAAAAGAAUUUUAAAACCAUAGUAAUGUACAUACCAGUGGCGAAGCGUGGAAUAUUGAUGAUGGUAAGCCGUCCCAAAGAAAAGGAAAAUUCAUAAUUCAUCGUGAUAUAAACCGGUUUAUCAUAUAUCCAUACAUAUCUAUACUAAUAUUAUAAAGCUGAAGAGUUUGUUUGUUUGAACGCGCUAAUCUCAGGAACUACUGGUCCGAUUUGAAAAAUUCUUUCAGUGUUAGAUAGCCCAUUUAUCGAGGAAGGCUAUAGGCUAUAUUUUAUUCUCCUAUUCCUAUAGAAACGGGAACCACGCGGGUAUAACCGCGCGGCAUCUACUAGUGUGUUUCUAUUCAUUACAACAACGAAUAUGUACAGAAUUUCAAAAGGUAACCCGGUGGGAAUCGGUUCGCUUGGACUCUUCGCCGCUGGUACAUACGCACAAACCGAUGAGAAAAAAUGUCGUCGAAAAUGUUUCGUGCUAUUUUGUAAUGUGCUUUUUUGAUGCCGCCUUCAUAUUCUCGUACUCACGACGCGAAAUAUAAAAAAAACAUUUGAACAAGAAAAUGUGAAGCCGAUGAAACCCAUAAAAAACAAAUGUCACGCGUAUCCUUGACAUCCGCAUAUACAAUUUUUUUUUUAUAAUUUGAACACUAACAACAAUUACAUAAAUUAAUAUCAUAUUAGACCAAUGAUUAAUAUUUACCUACUUAACACGUUCGCUGCGGUACGAGGUCAAUUGACCUCGUACGUUCAGCGUCUUUAAAGGUUACGAGGUCGAUGGACCUCGUACUACACCACGAAAGUACAGAAAAAUCAGUGCCGCAGCGAACGAGUUAAAACAAAAAUACUCCGUAUUGUUUCUUUAGUUUUUGUAAACAGUUUUUAAAAUAUUUAUGUAUGUUUUUAUGUGAAUUAUAAAUGAUACGAGAAUAUGAAGCGGCCUUUAUAAAUGUCGUGGGUGUUAGUUAAUUAAAUAUAUUGUUAAUAAUUCCACAUCUUUGUGUGCGUAAAUACGUAAAUUAUAUACAUACAAAUUACACGUACAUACGUCCAUUUAAUCACAAAAUAUAUAAAUACUGUUUUAGAUAAAAAAAAAUCAAUCAAUUUUUGCAUUUUAUUAAAUUUAAAUUUUUUAAUAGAUACUGUUAAAACAAGUAAGUUAAAAAUAUUUUUUAUACAUUUUUUUGUUAUUUUUUUCAUUUGGAUUACGUUGUCCAAAUCGUGCCUUAUUACAAUUUAAAAAUGAAAAACCGGUGCUGUUUUUACCCAAAGUAAUUUUAAAAGAUAAUGACCAAUACAAUGUUUUUUAUAUUAUAAUAAUAUACAUAGUUAGAAUAAAUGAAAGUCCAAACAUUAACCUGUGUCUGCCUUUUUUUAAAUAUUCUGUAAUAAAUAUUCUUAUAUAAGAAUACCUAUCAUACAAAAUUAGUGUCUAUUUAAAAAACUUACAUUAUGUACUUUUUAAAAUGUUAGCACAGUUUGUUUAUUAAUUCGGUAUAAUUCUGACAUUUCUAAUUCCGGUUCCAUUUGUAUUGUUAAAUUUUAUAGAAUCGAAAAUAACAUCGCAAUUCGUAUUUCAGUUUAUUAAAAAGGUUUGUGAAAUCUGCUGUCUUCCCUGGUCUGUAUGUUUCUAUCGAAGUUGAUAUUUUGAUUUAUAUAUUGAUUUAUAAAUUAAUAGAAACAUAAGCCUGUAAACAAUUAAUUUUUAGUUGAACUUAACAUCUUUUUUUAUGGGAACUGUUUUACAUAUAGAAACACCGGAAACGAAAAUAGAAAUGUCAGAAUUUUACGGAAUAAAUGAAUGGACUAUAGGUUUUAAUUUUAUUUUAUUAUAAUAUAGCAACACUAAGAUGAAAGAUUUGUUAAUUUAUCAAUUGCAUAUUGACUUGGAAAAAUAUUAAACCAAUGAGAUGUAUUAUGUCUAGAAAUCGUAAUGUUAUUCGUUGCAAUCUCCUUUGUUAGAAUUUCAAUAGUUUUAAUGAAAUCUAUGAAGUCUUGGAUUCCAUUUCCCCUAAUUACCCACUCUUAGCACUGGCUAACUGUUAGUUGGAUAAGGGAUAUUUUGUUAAAUAAUAUUUGCCAUGUCUUAAAUAUGUCCAAUAUUUCCAACUAAUUGUAACACAUUCGAGGUCAAUUGACCUCGUACGUCUAGCGUCUUCAAGAGGUCGAUGGACCUCGUACCGGACCACAUAAAGUACUAGUAUGAGGAAUAUUUGCCAUGUCUUAAAUAUGUCCAAUAUUUCCAACUAAUUGUAACACAUUCGAGGUCAAUUGACCUCGUACGUCUAGUGUCUUCAAGAGGUCGAUGGACCUCGUACCGGACCACAUAAAGUUCUAGUAUGAGGAAUAUUUGCCAUGUCUUAAAUAUGUCCAAUAUUUCCAACUAAUUGUAACACAUUCGAGGUCAAUUGACCUCGUACGUCUAGCGUCUUCAAGAGGUCGAUGGACCUCGUACCGGACCACAUAAAGUUCUAGUAUGAGGAAUAUUUGCCAUGUCUUAAAUAUGUCCAAUAUUUCCAACUAAUUGUAACACAUUCGAGGUCAAUUGACCUCGUACGUCUAGCGUCUUCAAGAGGUCGAUGGACCUCGUACCGGACCACAUAAAGUUCUAGUAUGAGGUCAAAAAAAACCUCGUAUCGAGGUACCAAAGAACGUGAACGACAAUAGUCUAGUUGAGCUUAUUGAAGCUUCAUAUAUGAGCUAUAUAGGCCAUAUUUAAAAUACCAGGAGAACUGAUUGACGUUUUUAUGUAGGUAUUUGAGGUAAGCUAAAAAAAUUUCUUGUACAUCUGUCAACUGGAGCCUGGCUCGGUAUUAGUAAGACUAUUUUUUUUUUCAAUAAAAUAUCCUUGAACGAAUCUAAAUUUUAUAUAAUUUGUAUAUUUAAAAAGUAAAAAUUUAUUUAGCCAAAUUAUUUUGUAGAAUAUCUAUAUUUAAUACAUCUCACUGGUUUAAAUGUAAGCAUUAUUAAAAUAAAUGUAAGUAUUUUUUUUCUGUCAAACAGUAUGAAUGUAUUGUCAGUUGUCACUAUUUUUUUUUAUAUAUUAGUAUUGGACUGCCUGCAAUGGCCAGACAUACCUACUUUAAUUUAAAUAAAGGGGUGUUGAUUUUCAUCCUACUCCUAACAAGUUAGCCCGCUUCCAUCUUAGAUUGCAUCAUCACUUACCAUCAGGUGAGAUUGCAGUCAAGGGCUAACUUGUAAAUUAUAAAAUAAAUGAAAUAAAUAAAAAAAAGUGACAACUUGAAUCAUCGUGAAAAUGAUGUAAAAGUCCGUUGUUUUGUAAUAUUAUAUAUUUCGUGUCGAAUGUUUUUAAGUGAAUUGUAAAAAUAUUUAAUCGUUUUUUUUUAUUAUUAAAUUAAAACUUUAUCGUACAAAAUAUAAUCUUUUUAAAACCAUAUUUUAUUAUAAUGAAUUUUAUAUUGUACUGUUUUACAAUGUCAUAUUUUAUGAAAAUAAAUAUUAUGUAUGGUGCAAA
This is a messenger RNA of Bicyclus anynana (squinting bush brown), 7872 nucleotides long. RefSeq names its product unextended protein. Bases 41 to 2923 code for a protein of 960 amino acids. The transcript has 17 exons. Lineage: Eukaryota; Metazoa; Arthropoda; Insecta; Lepidoptera; Nymphalidae. The record is from RefSeq and is a predicted model, not a curated record. Gene Ontology annotation, molecular function: transmembrane transporter activity. Gene Ontology annotation, biological process: magnesium ion homeostasis; transport. Gene Ontology annotation, cellular component: plasma membrane.